GUGGCGCUGUAUGUUUCAGUUGUGUAUGUUUCAGACUUUCUAUUUUUGUUUACUUUUUUUCUGAAAACCGGAUUACUUUGUCAAUAUCCUUUGUGUCUUUAUUUUCGUGUGUGUCUCAUUUUUUGAUAUUGUAUUGUGUGCUGUUUUCCAAAGAACGAAUUAAUCAUUUUUGCUGGCAAAAAAUGGAUAAGAAAAAUGUUUCAAAUUCAACAAAACCGAUAGCACCUCCAGCUGGAUUACAAGCCAUCAUAAAUCAAUGUAUGAAAAUUUAUCCAGAUCAACCAAAUCCAUUGCAAGUGACAACCGUCGUGAAAUACUGGCUCGGUGGGCAUGAUCCUUUAGACUAUAUAAGCAUGUAUCGUAAUGAUGGUGAUGCAGAGUUGAAUAUUCCAUCACAUUGGCAUUAUGUUACUUUUGGUUUAAGUGAUUUACACGGUGAUGGAAGAGUACACUCUACAGACGAUACGGAUAAUCCUGAUCAACGAUCUGGUAUGGGAUUCGAAUUAACAUUUCGACUACUGAAAAAAUCGUCAAAUAACGCAAUAAAACAAAAACAAGAAGAAGAAGAAGAUCUACCGCCAAUUUGGCCAGCAAACUUACUGCAACAACUGGCACGUUAUGUAUUUCAAACGGGCAAUCGAUUAUGUGCCGGUGACAAUGUGCCGUGGAAAAAAAGUUUGGACAAUUCCAUUUCAAACAUACAGCAUAUGCUGAUCGCUCAAGAUCCGCAAUUAAAUCGAAUUUUAUCGCCUUUUGGUUGGGUCAACUUUUGUCAAAUAGUCGGUGUUACUGAUGAAGAAUUGAAUCAAGCAUCGUGGUGGAAAGGAACGGGUGUCUUAAAUCUACUCAGCAAAGAUCCACAAACGGGUGGAGAAUGGCUCGUCACUGACAUGGAACGAUCACAAAGUGUUUUUGAAUUAUUUCCAAAAACGUUGAAUGAACUGAAACAAAAUUUGGAGGAUGAGGGUUCAGAUCUUGCGGGUAUUAAUGCAGAUUUUAUGUUCAAAGAAAUACCGAAGUCGCACAUUAAGGUCGAAAUUGAUUCAAAAACAAUAAAUGCCCAGAUACAAAUGAAAUUGCUCAAUGAUAACAUUGAUGCACCAUUGAUGAAGUCUGAAUCGAACGAUGCGCGUUUCUUCGAGGCAAUGUCAUGCAGUAAUUCACUUGAUAAAUCGGCAAUGUCAAUCAUACGAAGUGAAUUAAUGAGUCAGCCGAGAGCGAUUCCAUUAGAAGGAUUAGAAUUAAAAAUUGGACCGGAUUUUGCAAAAUACUUAUGUUUAGCUAUCAAAGAUCGAAUCCGACAUGGACGUCACUUUACAUUGAAAAAUGACAAUUUAGCAUUGACUUUUGUCAGUGAAUCGGUAACUGGUGAUGGCGUUGCUGUUUCAAAACGCGAGCCAUAUGCUUUAUAUGGUUUUUGGCUACAGGUUUUAAUCACAGACGACAUUGUUCCACAAAUGAUAAAAUCUUUCCAGUAUUUAGCCGACCCAAAUGAGAAAUUUGAUUUACCGCUGACGUUUGAAUGGCCUGAUAAAAAUUUAUCAAUUAUCAUCGAUAAUUUAACGCAAGAGCUUCCGUGUGGAUUGGAGUAGAGAAAGAAAAAAUGUACUCGAACAACUCUCUGAGGAAACUCAGUCUACAUACAAAAAUACUAUCACUGUUUCUAUGCAUUUAUAUUUUUCUACAUUUUUUUUUUGUUAUUUUAUGUAGUUCUAAGGAUUUUAGAUAUUUUAUAACCCCUUUAAGUUUGGUGGUUUUUCCAUUUGAACGAUGAAAAACUAAUUUUAUCAUAAAGAUAAAUUCUUUAGCUUCUCAUUUGUAAACGGUAGUCACGUUGACUGCCAUAAAAUUCCAAAAAACCCACACAGUAUUGUCCAAGCCCCUUGUUUGAAAAUGCGAAAAUCUACAUGAAAUUUAAAUAAAGGAAUCGUUUUCAACAGA
This is a messenger RNA of Contarinia nasturtii (swede midge), 1941 nucleotides long. It is a transcript of the gene Su(fu), whose product is annotated as suppressor of fused homolog. Gene Ontology annotation, cellular component: nucleus; cytoplasm. Gene Ontology annotation, molecular function: transcription factor binding. The transcript has 6 exons. The record is from RefSeq and is a predicted model, not a curated record. Bases 183 to 1592 code for a protein of 469 amino acids. Lineage: Eukaryota; Metazoa; Arthropoda; Insecta; Diptera; Cecidomyiidae.